GUGUGGUGGUGGUGGUGUGUAUUCCCUCAGUCCCUCCCAGGCUCACUCCGCCUCUCCUGUAGUCUCGCGGUAGCGCUCCCCCUGUGCCCUGUGGAGCUGACAGUCGAGUAUGCGACCAAUUCUGGGAUUUUCAUUUCAACAACAUGGCCACUACCGCAACGUGUACGAGGUUCAGCGACGACUACCAGCUUUACGAAGAGCUCGGAAAGGGCGCCUUCUCCGUCGUUCGCAGAUGCGUCAAGUUAUCCACCGGGCAAGAAUAUGCUGCGAAAAUUAUUAACACCAAGAAGCUGUCGGCCAGGGAUCACCAGAAGCUGGAACGCGAAGCAAGAAUCUGUAGGCUCUUAAAGCAUCCUAAUAUUGUACGUCUCCAUGACAGCAUAUCGGAAGAGGGUUUUCAUUACCUCAUAUUUGACCUGGUUACUGGAGGUGAACUUUUUGAAGAUAUCGUGGCCAGGGAAUACUACAGUGAAGCAGACGCAAGUCAAUGCAUUCAUCAGAUCCUAGAAAGUGUUAAUCACAUUCACCAACAUGACAUAGUGCACAGGGACCUCAAGCCAGAGAACCUGCUGCUUGCCAGUAAAUGUAAGAGUGCAGCGGUAAAGUUGGCAGAUUUUGGACUGGCAAUCGAAGUUCAAGGCGAGCAGCAGGCAUGGUUUGGGUUUGCAGGCACUCCAGGAUACCUCUCCCCAGAGGUUUUAAGAAAAGAUCCAUAUGGAAAGCCAGUUGACAUCUGGGCAUGUGGUGUAAUUCUUUACAUAUUAUUAGUGGGUUACCCUCCCUUCUGGGAUGAAGACCAGCAUAAGCUUUAUCAACAAAUCAAGGCUGGCGCAUAUGAUUUUCCAUCUCCAGAAUGGGACACGGUCACCCCAGAGGCCAAAAAUCUGAUCAAUCAGAUGCUGACCAUCAAUCCAGCCAAGAGGAUAACAGCACCUGAGGCUCUGAAGCACCCAUGGGUCUGCCAACGUUCUACUGUAGCAUCAAUGAUGCAUCGUCAAGAAACUGUGGAAUGUUUGAGGAAGUUCAACGCAAGAAGAAAGCUCAAGGGGGCAAUUCUCACUACAAUGUUAGCUACAAGAAACUUUUCAGUUGGCAGGCAGUCCACUGCUCCAGCUGCGGCGGCUUCAGCUGCUGCUGGUUUGGCUGAGCAAGCAGCAAAGAACUUGCUGAACAAGAAAACCGACGGAGUCAAGAAAAGGAAGUCCAGUUCCAGUGUUCAUUUAAUGCCACAGACAAACAACAGCAAAAACAACGUAGUAAGCAGCCCAAAAGAAAACAUUUCUUCACCAACCACAAUGGAGCCACAAACAACUGUAGUCCAUAAUCCCUCAGAUGGCAUUAAGGAAUCAACUGAUAGCUGCAAUACAACAACUGAAGACGAAGAAGUGAAAGUAUCAACCCAUGAUGCUGGCAGUAAAAGUGUAAUGAAGAGUCAGUCAACUGCUGAGCAGGUUCAUACUGACCAACCCCAUGAGAUUCCACUCACCACUGAAAUUGUGGAUCUCACAUGUGCAAUGAGUCAUUCUGAUAAUUCAGAGCUGUUUCCACCUGCAUCUCCUCCCACACAGUCACGCAAGCAGGACAUCAUCAAGAUCACCGAGCAACUGAUUGAAGCCAUUAAUAAUGGGGAUUUUGAAGCUUACACGAAAAUCUGCGAUCCAGGUCUAACUUCAUUUGAGCCCGAAGCUCUUGGAAACUUAGUGGAAGGGAUGGAUUUCCAUAAAUUUUACUUUGAGAACUUGUUGUCCAAAAACAGCAAGCCGAUCCAUACUACGAUUCUGAACCCCCAUGUUCACCUAAUCGGAGAAGAUGCUGCCUGUAUCGCCUAUAUCCGUCUUACUCAGUACAUCGACAGUCAGGGGAGGCCAAGGACAACACAGUCCGAGGAAACGCGUGUCUGGCAUCGCCGUGAAGGGAAGUGGCAGAACGUACACUUCCACUGCUCAGGAGCCCCGGCUGCUCCACUCCAGUGAACACAACCUGCAGGCGACUUGGGGAUGUUGGAGUAGACUUCUCGUCUAAGCAGUGGAUUGAAGCCGAUCACUGUCACGGUGACCUCUUUGAAGACCAGCAGCACCAUGCGCGAAUCUGCAUGUGUAUGAUGCUGUGGUGGCUGCCUAUUUGUUGUUUUCAUGGAUCCAUCGUGUUUGUUUCUGCUGUAUGGGAGGUGUACAGAUAAAAUGGCUGCUGUAUAUGUACCUGAUAAUUCACUUGUUUGAUGGCAGUGGUUCGUACUAAAUAAAAUCUGAACCAAAUACUUGCCAAAGUAUGGACAUCCAUAAUUAAAGUAAAAACUUUUUUAAAAAAUCACAAAAAAUAACAGUCGGUGUAGUGCUCAGAGGUUAAAGGUAUGCCUUUCUUGUCGAGAUUCUACAAAGGUUACCUUAACUCUGACCAGUAAUUGUCAUUAAAAAGAGCGCAAUAGCAACCGUAGGUUCAAUUGAAGGUGCAAGAAGGAUACCAUGCAAACUGCAGCUUCCUCUGUCAAUGAAAAGUUAAAGGUUAAUUGCUUUACUGAGACUCCUACUUCGGAGGUCAAUGAGCAACAAUAUGUUGAAAUUUGAAGGCCAAGACUAUAUGACAUUGCUGUUCUGUGAAACUGUCUGGAAAAAAUACACUCCUAAGCAAUUGCUUUUUUUUCCCUCUUAUCAAUCUAUUGCAAAGUGAAGCUGUGAUCUCAUUUAAACUUAUCAGAAUGGAACACAAAAGUAUUUCUUUCUUAUCUGUUAACAUUUCUUCCAGUGUUCUUUACAGCAAAAUUAAUAUGAAUGUAUAAUAUUGAAGUUUUGUCUUGGCCUAUGUGCAGUAAAACUAUCUUUGGUUAAAAUGCUGAAUCAUUCACAUACAGACGUUUGCAGUAUGUCGUAACCUAGUAACAAUCACGACCAUUUGAAAAAAAUUGGUGGUUAUACUCUGCCUUGUGUCAUUGAGGUAUGGUGUACAUGUAUAGCCAUGUAACAUUAUCUUAUUUGAGUACGAGAUCAAACAUGAAACACAGUGUUAUUUACAUCUGUAGACUGCACUGUGCUAGUUAGGGGAGAGCCUCGUCACCUUAGCAUAAAAUGGUCACACAUUGAAAAUAUAUAUGCAGUUUUACAGAGUUUAUGCAUGUGUUGUUUACGGUCAAUAUUUUCACUGUCUGUGUUUACUUGACAAAAAUAAUGAUGUACCUAGUUCUGCAUCUUUAAUGAUCUUGCACAGUCUGGAAAGUAUGUACCACAUAAUUUAAGCCUGAGCUUGAUAAUGAUAAAUUCCUGUUUAAAAAAGGCAGAAUCAAUUAAUUGCAUUGUUACUGUAUCUUAUGGGGCUAAUAUCUUAUAGUUUUAAAUAAGGCAACUGAUGCAGGAUUUUGCAUGCUAAAAUACCCAGUGUUUGUUUGUUAUGAAUGUUGGUAGAUCUUCAUAGCUUUGUUACUAUAGGACUUGAUCUAAAAAGUAUUUAAUAAAAUAAAACUGAUCAGUGCAUCUUGUUUUAACUGCUGCAGUCGAUGGAUGUUUACCUUAAAGCCUGCUUGGAUUUGUUUGGGAAAAUGUUGUCAAUUAACAAGGAGCAUUCUUAAAACUUUGAGUACGCAAUAUUCAUUGGUAUAUUCAAUUAUUUCACUAUUGAGUCCAAAACACGUGAAGCAGAAUGGUUCAGAAUUGGUUAAAUCAGAGCCAGUGGAUAAGUACAACUACAAAGACUUCUCUUUGCUAUUGUACAUUUACAUGGCUGCAAAUUGAUCAUUAACGACAUACUUUGAGAUUCCUGUUUAGACAGAUCACCCCAGCUGCUGUUUGAUUACAUCCUAAUCCUUAAAUGAUGGGACCACUCAUCAUUUGCAUUUAAUUGUACAUGCUUUUACCUCUUAUCAAUUCAUCACCAUUUAAUGAUGUGUCGAAAAGCUUUCUAAAUCAGAAAGGCAUGAUGUUCAGAUGCCAGUUAAUUGACUACCUUAUCCGACACAGGUGAGUCAAAACCAUUUUUUUGUUUGUUUAAAAAAAACAAAUCUCAUGAUUGUUCACAUCCUCUGUCUAGCUAAAUAUUAUAAAUCCUCCAAAUAUAAUAGAAUCAUUCUCAUCAGCUUUCACUAAUUUUGGGACUUGGUCAUUUCACUACCAAAAUGUAACCUUUUCUGUGUGUGUCUCACUCUGAAAAUAAACACACUUCUGUGUACUUAACCAGAUUUGUCAUCUGUGUUCCUCUUUGGGAUCAAAGUGUCUCAUUCCCAGUAAUGCACUAAGGUUAGCAGCUAUGCAGCAUCUUAUAGCAAUGUCUGAAUAUCAUAUCAGUGAGGGAUUGUCUUAAACAUUUGCAAAAAAAAUUCCCCUCAAGCACUUAGCUUAAUGCAAUUAGAAUAUGGCUCAUCUUCAGUAUGCAUGUUGUGGGGGUGGUGGAUGUGAGAGAAUGAGAGAGAGCUUCCUUUUUUUCUACAAUUUAAAAAAAGUUAGCAAUUUUUUAUUACUCAAUGAAAAGCAUCAAAAGACAAACUUUUGAGACAGUGUCAACCAGAGAAUGGUGGAAAAACGAUGAGUACCUGAAAAGGGAGAGUGGUGAGUUGGAAAAAAGGCCUACCUUUGCAUUUCGAUCCAGAAUUCUGGCCACUGAAGGCAAGCCUAUAAAUGUUACAAAUAGCUGCUAGUUUGACGUGCCUUAUUCUGGUUAAAAAGCCCUGUUAUGAAAACCAUUAACGUUACUCAACCUUUUGAGAUCUUGUCAUAAUUUUGAUUUCAAAUCUAAGUGUUCCUAUUGUACUCUGGGGGUUAAUUAUUGUUCUGGGAAUGUUGAGCAGCUGUGCUGAAUGGGUGAGAAGGCUGCUCACGCAACAGUGAUCAAAAUGCUCCAAUGUGCUAGAAAGGACGGAAGAAUCAGUACAAGAACCAUGUUAUCAUUGUUUUUCGCGUAAGAUGACUGAUGAAUACUUGAGUCUUUUCUCUCUUAAAAUAUAUCGCAGCUGAAAAGAUUAAGAAUGGAUUAAGGUAUCUACCACGACAAUGGAAUGCCAUGUACAUUACCUUCUUGCUAUUAAAUUUAUCAAUGUUAGAAAUAAAAGUGAUUUUAUCAACCACAA
Messenger RNA from Callorhinchus milii (elephant shark), 5050 nucleotides. It is a transcript of the gene camk2g2, whose product is annotated as calcium/calmodulin-dependent protein kinase (CaM kinase) II gamma 2. The record is from RefSeq and is a predicted model, not a curated record. Gene Ontology annotation, biological process: protein phosphorylation. Gene Ontology annotation, cellular component: neuron projection; cytoplasm. Lineage: Eukaryota; Metazoa; Chordata; Chondrichthyes; Chimaeriformes; Callorhinchidae. Bases 144 to 1973 code for a protein of 609 amino acids. The transcript is spliced from 24 exons. Gene Ontology annotation, molecular function: calmodulin binding; calcium/calmodulin-dependent protein kinase activity; ATP binding.